AUGCUGGCGAAAUAAACGUCAACCAGUAACAUGCAGUACCAAGCAGCCGAUGGUGUGCGCGCUGACUUGGCUCAUCGGCGGGACAGUCAACAAACCCGCCGACUCUGCUUCCCAACCUAUGACCGUUGGCCAUAAACAGCUGUGGCAGAUGCGGACCCGCGACAAGACAGCGCUUGCUUUUAUUCUGAAAAUUGCAGCCGGACGUGCCGGUCUUCCGUAUUCUGACUAGCUUGCGAUCUGUCAUGGCUUAGCUAACGUGGACUAGCCUGUUAUGGAAGGAGAAGGAGCACAACUGUGUGAGACAGCGGGACUGGCUGGGACUAGUUCUGGGACGUGAUUUGGAGAGAUAACGCUGCACACCGGAAGCCUUGCGGACGUCUUCCUAGCUGCAAACAAAAACACCGCAGCGAGUGCUAAAAUCACGGGGCAGCCACAAUUACAAGUAGAACAUGGAUCCGGCAGCUGCGGAGCGUCGGACAACCACCCGCCGCCGUCGAGUUUAGCUCUCCGCAGCCGCAGUUGGACUUCGGCGGCGGCGGCGGCGGCGGCGCGGAAGCCGCGGGAAUCUUUGUUCGCGUUUUUUCAUGGGACGCGGCCGGGCUCCCCCUCCGCUUCGUCGUUGUUUUACCCCCGUGACAGCGCUCCCCUCGGUCGGUGUCGACUGGCCGCCGAGGUCCCCGCAUCUUAUGGACUCCUCACAGUAGUUUCUUGGCUUUUCUGUCGCUCGGUCCCCCUCUGACGGACGCGGCAGUCAUGUUUGCCGUGCGCAUCGUCACCGCAGACUACUACCUGGCGAGACCCAUUAAAGACCUGGACGUCUGCUACUCUGAAUUCAGGGAGAGCGACGUGAAGAGGGUGCCGGUGGUGCGGAUAUUUGGAGCAACACCCGCAGGUCAGAAGACAUGUCUCCACCUCCACGGUGUGUUCCCUUACAUCUAUGUGCCAUAUGAUGGCUACGGGCAGCAGCCAGAGCGCUACCUGCGGCAGGUGGCCUUCAGCAUCGACAGGGCCCUCAACGUUGCCAUGGGAAACCCCGCCUCCAGCGCCCAGCACGUCUUCAAAGUGGUGCUGGUCUCUGGCAUGCCUUUCUAUGGCUACCACGCCAAGGAGAAGCAUUUUAUGAAGAUCUAUUUGUUCAAUCCUCAGAUGGUCAAAAGGGUGUGCGAGCUGUUGCAGAGCGGAGCAGUGAUGAGCAAAAGUUACCAGCCCCACGAGGGCCACAUUCCCUACCUGCUGCAGCUCUUCAUAGACUACAACCUGUACGGCAUGAACCUGGUUAACUUGGGAGCUGUCAAGUUCCGCAGGAGCCAAAACAAAGAAGUCCCAGACAGGCAAACUCCCAGCAGUCGUCCCAGCAUCAGCCCCUGGAAGAGCCCCUGCGCCUCCAAGCUCAACGAAAGCACCCUGGGGGGCACGUUUGUCCGCUGGGAGGAGAACACCAUACCUUGUUCCUUAGUCCUGGAUGAAGUGGAGAAGCAGAGCACCUGUGAGCUGGAGGUUGAUGCUGUGGCUGUAGACGUCCUCAACCGGCUGGAAAUGGAAAAUCAGAUCGGCAGGAACCCGGGCCUGCAGGCCAUCUGGGAGGAUGAGAAGCAGAGGAGGAGAGAGAAGAAUCAGGCCACCCAGAUCGAAACCCCUGAGUCACAAGAUCGUGGAUUUGUCGAUUCAACGGAGAGCGAGAAAGUCUUCAUGAAGAGAUUCAAGGAGAUUCUGACGGAGAACAAGUUUGACGUGACACAAGCUCCAUCUGUGGGUGUUGGGGAGGAGGACCAAGAGGAUUUUCCUGCUGACCUCACUCUCCAUUCUGACCCCCCGACCCCAGAGGGACUAGAGUGUACCACCGCUAAUGCUGUGGAGGUGCACAGGGACUCGCAGCCAGACUCUGUGAGCAGCAGUGGUAAAAUCUCAGAGGAGGCUGUGGUUGACGAGGAGGCCAUCUUGAGUGUCCUGGAGAACAGUCACACCUUCCUCUCGCUAUCCCAAACAUCCAACCACUCACCUCUGUUAGACAGCAGCCAAGACCAUGCCAUCAUCGAUUUGCUGGCAGGCCUGGAGGAUGAUGGAUUCUGCAGGACCCCCAUUAGGCAGAAUUCCCAGUCCCAGUCUCUUCCUGGUGCCAGGAGCUACCACUGCAACAGUGAUGAGGAGGAGGCAGGACCAGAGCUGGACAGAGAAGAGGCAGAGCUCAGCGUGAUAAUGUCUCAGCGAUGGGACAACGAGGCUCCUGAGAGUUCAUCCUUACCAAGGCCUGGUGUGAAGGAGGCAGAGGACGGCUUCAGUGACGAGCAGCAGGAGUCCUCCGAUGAAGACAUGGAGUGGAGUGGGAAUAACUCUCUGUUCGCCAACCUCUCCAUCCCCCAGCUUGACGGGGCGGCAGACGAGAACAGCGAUUCAUCCUUAACGGACAGUAGUUCCAGGACCCAGUCUUCUCUCAUAGUAACAGAAAAGAUGCUCGGGAAAAGAAAUCCCUUCCCUGGGGAGACAGUACAACUGGAGCCACCUUCUUCAGCUAAAAUCCUUCUGGAGUGCAAGCACCCUGAGCACAGACCAGUUCAUGUGCUGGACACAGAGCAACCACUUGACAAGCACUUUCAAUCAAAAAGCAGCCAGGACAGCAGUAGUGAAUGUUCGACAGGGUUCAAGGUUAAUAAAGAAAUCCCCUACAUCCCACCAGUCAAGCACCCUAUCCCCUGCAAAAUAGCCAAUCACCCCGAGGUGUCUCCCAUCUGUGUAGACAAAGAGGACAUCCGACCCCUGUACACCUUUGACAAGAAAACCUCUAUAGCCUUGGAUAAGACAGAUCUAGAGAGUUUUCCAUUUGGUAAUGGAAAGGUGGCCAAAACCAGGAAGAAGUAUGGCAGCAUAAAGAAUGUAGAAACAAACUGUCUGUCCAUUCUUCAGAACCACCGGACCUUCUCGCUCUGUUACUCAGAGCUGAGAAACUGCUCCGGGAAGACAGAUCUGGAACUGAGCCAGAAGGACAGUAAAAGCCCCAUCCUGAGGAACAUCUCCGCCCCAUCACCCAUGGAGGAGGAUGAGUUCCUUGAUCCUCAGGAGGAAGAAAUGGGCCAGGACAGUGAGGAGGGUGAUGUUGGUGAACUCAAAAUUAGGUACGAGGACUAUCAGGAAAAUAAGACUGAGCGGACUAUCGUGGCCCAGCAGGAAGCGCACUACAAGUUCUUUCCCAGCGUCAUCCUGUCCAACUGCCUCAGUAGGAAGAAAGCUGGGAGCAAAAAGCUUACAGAUUCCUGCGGCAAACCAGUAGAGGCCCAGCCUCGCAGAUGUAGGCUGAAAGUGAAUAAAAAAAGGUUAGGAAUGGCCGGACAGAGGAACAAAUUAAACAUAGUUGAAAGCUCAUCCUCUGACAGCCACGUUAGUACUAGCCUCACCUCAGUCACAUCUGCUUGUCUACAGACUGUGGACAGAGAGAUUUUAGACGAAAACUCAAAAGAGCCUGAGCCAGUUAAAGAUGGGCCUGUCACAGAGGGAAAGCCAAACACGAAAGAGGAGCCACCGAUUGAGGAGAGGUCUAUAAAUGAAAGGACAGAACCAAUUUCAGAGCCCCCUGCUACCAACUCCACUUGUUUUUCUGAAGAAGCUAAAGACACAGCAGAGGAUAGGUUAAGCCCAUUGCAAGAUUUAUCUGCCAAAGUCACCUGCACCAAACCUUCAGCACUGCCUGGUAGUAAAUACACCCUGAGAGCCAAACGGAAGAUGAUCUAUGAUAGUGAAGAUGGAGAACACUCAGGUUCCACUCGUUCUAAGAAUCCAGCCUCUGUGAAAGACGGCAAGCUCAAGGACAGCAAUGUACCCAGUGGGCAGGAAGUAAAAUACCAGAAACGGCGCAAGAAAGAACCCCCAAUCAUCAUCAAGUACAUUAUUAUCAACAGGUUCAAAGGACAGAAAAACAUGCUGGUGAAGAUGUCCAAAGUGAAUGCAGAGGAACAGUUGGUGUUGUUGACACCAGAUAAGCUUGAGCUGUACAAUAAACUGGCUCCACUCAAGGAUUUCUGGCCCAAGGUGCCAGAAUCAACUGCAGUCAAGUUUCCCGUGACUGAGCCAAAGGCCAAGAAACACCCCAAACGAAAGGCAAAGGUCAACUCCACCAAUAAGAAAACAGUCAGCAACUCUUCCAAACCUCGAGUCAGACAGGGUGAAUGGGUCAAACGGACUAAAGGCUCUCAGAGAGGCACAAUUCUAUCCUCUCUACUGCCCCCUCAGCCAUCUUACUGUGAGCUAGCUGAUGACCAUGACACCGAGUAUACCGAUGUCAUGUUGGAGUUGGGUUACCUCUCUGAUACAUCCCCAAGCCUUACAGAAUCAACACCCCCGCGUUGUUGGUCCCCAAGUGACCCUCUUAUGGACAGCUCAGAGCAGCUGAUAAACCCAUUCAGUGACCCAUGUCUUAGUUCUGCUUUGCACAAGCCAUGCACUGUGUCUUCAAUCAAAGGAGCACAAAAUAAGUUUCAAACUGCCAGAUCCAAGAAAUCUGCAGAUAGUAAAAGGAAAGUUAAUAAGUCAGCUACUAAGCCUCCAGAGGAAGGAGAGCCCAAAAAGGAAAAAUUAAGACAAAGUAGUGGCGUUGCUCCAAGGCAGAGAAAGAAAGCUAAAGAUGUAGCUGAAGGUACUGUCAACAGUUCUACAAACACAACAAAACCUAAAAGGUCUCGCAAAAAGAAGACUGAGGAACCCAAAAGCCAUGAGCUAAGUAAAGACAGCUCUCAUCUCCUUUUCCCAGAGGAUGAGCUACCUCCUUCUGAGAGUUCCUCUCAAGAGGUCCCUCCAUUUCAGCAGCCAGUGAGCACAGAUAGCAACAGCCAGUGCAGUCCCCAGACUGCAUCUACGCCAGACUCUAACUCAGUAGCCCAGUCUAUAGAACCAAAGGUUGAGUACUGUGAGACUUCAAUCAUGGAGGUCAACCAAAGUUUUUCACCACUGGCUCAGCUGAAGCAGCAAAGUUGCCAGACCACUGUGGUGAAGGCAGAGGCUUCACAGGAGGAGUGCACAGCUCCUCCACCUCCUCUGGCUGGACUACUCUUAGUGGAAGACAGCAAAGAUGCCCAACCAGUGGUAGACUCCCCAAUCUCAGGCCCUAAGAACGGGGAGAUCCCCACUCUUUGUGAGACCCCUUCUGGCUUGGCUGUCCUAAAGCAGCUUCUCCAGAAGAGGCAGCAAGGACAGACCCUUCCCUUAAAAGUGGUUGGUACAGACAACCACUCCACUGCCAUAGCUCAGGCCACAGCACUACUAGAUCCUACAACUAAACCAGCUAAAUCCAGAAAAGCUCCCUCUACCACUCAUCGUAAACCAAGGGCCGCAAAAUCUACCACCCCCAAGGAUAAAAAGCCCAGAAUUAGGAAAGGUAAGACAAGCAGCACUCAGCCAAAUCUGACAGUGAAGCAGGAGGGCAACAUGUCAGAUGACUGCCCCCUCUUUUUGUCAAACCCAUCCCUGGAGACUUGCAACUUCAUAGAGGACAGCUUGUCACCAGAGCUACCACACAACUAUACCUUUGAUAUAAAUGUUAUUGAUCAGACUGAGUUCUCCAGCCCAUAUAGCAGUAGCCAGUUUGUCCUGACUGACAAAAAUUUACCAGUUAAGUUCCUGAGUGAUGUAAGCCAGGAAGCUAUAACUGCUCAGACUUUGGGGUUUGAGAAGAAACUUGAUAGGCUGCUUGGUUGUGGGGAGGAGCUUCAAAGGGGCUCUGACUGGCACAAAGCAGGGCCUAUCAGUCCUGACCUCUUUGAUAGACCUGAGAACCGGGAGUCUGUAUCAAAUCACCUCACAUUCCUUGACUCUGAGAGAAUCAAGAGCAGAGAGUGUGACUUCUCUAUAUGUAAAGCCCAUACCCUCAGCCCCUUUCAAGACUUUCACUGUGAGAGAAAAGAGUUGCUCUUUUCCGUCUGUGAUCCUGUCCUACCACUGACUUUAAGCUCAGCAUCCUUUGUUGACCAGGAGGGCUCACCGACAGCAGAGCUUCUAGAUGGCAUUGAUGGACUGACGUCCACCACACCCAGUAGCUCUCCCCGCUCCAUCGGUUCACUAUCCCAGGUGAGGGCAAGCCAGCUGCUGCGGGGGGCAGGAGGUGGAGCCCACAUCCUCAAACCCCUCAUGUCCCCUCCAAGCCGGGAGGAGAUCCUCAACACUCUGCUGGACCUGGAGAUGUCGGAGGCUACCUUCCAGGAGCCUUUCUGCAGCGACCCCUCUGAUGCUCCAGGAAAACCAAUGGAGGUUGGUGGCCGUAAGCUAACAGUGGGUACCAGACUGGCUAAGGAGCUAGCAGAGUUCAGCGGAGACCUGUCUUUGGAGGGCCUCCAUUUCUGGAAGACAGCUUUCUCAGCUAUGACACACCCCACCACCAUUACCUCAUCUUCCCAAGCCCAGGGAGCCGAGGCCUCAGAAGCAGGUAAAGAGCUGGCCAAGCCCGACCCAUCCUCAGCCAGCGACAAGAAAGUCGUUCUUUUGCCCUGCAAAAACCCACCAAGCCGAGAGUGUGUGCAUCUGUGGCUGGAAGCCAGGAAACAGUAUGAGUGUUUACAAAAAUGGAGGAGAGACACAGGGCUGCUGAAGAAUGGGAGGGCUGGGUUGGAUGUUGAGGAGGAGAACCCAGAGAGAACCACGCAGCCAUCUGCGUCAUGCUGCCCAACAGUGAAGGUUGAGCUGUGUGGGAACCUUUCUAGUAUCAGGACUCAAAGAAGAAAGAAAGGGAGCCUGUCCUUAAUCAUCUCUCCUAUGAAGAAUACAGGCUCUCAAAGUAAAUCCUCAGAGGUGAGUCCAGUUUCAGAUGAAGGUGCUGUGGGACAAGAAAAAGAAGAUGAUGAUGAUGAUGAUGACGACAAUAAAACCACCUUUCCAGGGUCCCCAGAGCUGCCUCCAUGGCAGCAGUCCUCUCAGCCCAGCCCCUCAGGUCCAGACCAGCUCAGUGAAAACAGACAAAGUGAAAACUUUUCAGAACCACUGUCACCUAGGCUCUCUAACUCCCUAGAGAGACUAGGAGAGAACUAUAGUCCCUCACCCCUUCAUGUCAGUAACAGGGAAGAGGGCAGGACUAGUCCCCAUCUCCUUCCCAGCACCCCCUUCUUAAGAAAGUGGCGGAGAAGCCAAGAAGAUCUAGAGCCAGUGUGCAGCACGCCCAUAUCUGAGGAUACUCCCAUUUCUCAGAGACUCCAGCAGAGGAGGAGAAGCCAGGCUGACCCACUGAGAAGAGUGUUACUGACCACACAGACAAAGAACCAGUUUGCUGCUUUGAAUGUGCCAAAGAAAGAUAACUCUCAGAUUGAAGGGCCCAGUAUAGCCAACUCUUACGGCUUCAAAAUCAGCAUGCAGAACUUGCAGGAUGCCAAAGCUCUGCAUGAGGUCCAGUACCUAACACUGAUGGGCAUGGAGCUCCAUGCAAGAACCCGUCGUGACCUCGAACCUGACCCCGAGUUCGACCCAAUAUGUGCCUUAUUCUACUGCCUCAGUUCUGAUGCUCCCCUGCCAGAUGUAGACAGCACCCAACUGACUGGUGCCAUUGUGGUGGACAAAGACUAUCAAAGUUGUGACCAAGGAGGUUACAAAGGAGCAGCGCCCCUGCUGGUCAGGUCGGGCAUCUCUGGGCUGCAGGUGAAAUACGCCACCGAUGAGAAGAUGCUGUUUCAGGAGCUUAUCGCUAUCAUGAGGAGGUUUGACCCGGACAUCCUGUUGGGAUACGAGGUGCAGAUGCGCUCCUGGGGCUACCUUCUUCAGCGUGCUGCGGUGCUCCGAGUGGACCUGUGUCAGCAGCUGUCACGAGUGCCAGGUGACUCCAAAGAGAACCACUUCACCACAGACAGGGAUGAGUACGGAGCCGACACCAUGACUGAGAUCAGCAUCACUGGACGCAUCACCCUCAACCUGUGGAGGGUGAUGAAGACUGAGGUGACGUUGAACAACUAUAGUUUUGAGAAUACGGCUUUCCAUGUGCUCCACCAGCGUUUUCCCCUGUACAGCCCCCGCACGCUGUCCGACUGGUUUGACCACAACACCGACUUAUACAGGUGGAAGAUGGUCGAUCACUACAUGAGCCGAGUGUGCGGCACCAUGCAGCUCCUGCAGCAGCACGACAUCGUCGGCAGAACCAGCGAGCUGGCCAGGCUUUUUGGGAUUCAGUUCUUCCAUGUGCUGACCCGAGGAUCACAGUACCGCGUUGAGUCCAUGAUGCUACGCUUGGCCAAGCCUCUGAACUACAUCGCCGUGACACCCAGCAUCCAGCAGCGAGCCCAGCAGAGGGCGCCACAGUGCCUCCCGCUGGUGAUGGAGCCCGAGUCGCGCUUCUACAGUAACUCAGUGGUCGUGCUGGACUUCCAGUCCCUCUAUCCCUCCAUCGUCAUCGCGUACAACUACUGCUUCUCCACCUGCCUUGGCCACAUGGACAGCCUGGGAACGCCUGAUGAGUUUAAGUUUGGCUGCACCUCCCUGCGGGUUCCUCCCGAUCUCCUCUACCAGCUCCGCAACGACAUCGCCGUGUCACCCAAUGGCAUCGCCUUCGUCAAGUCCUCAGUGCGUAAAGGGGUCCUGCCAAGCAUGCUGGAAGAGAUCCUCAACACGAGGAUCAUGGUGAAGCAGUCAAUGAAAACCUACAAGCAGGACAAAGCCCUCACGAGGCUGCUCGAAGCCCGACAGCUCGGACUCAAGCUCAUUGCCAACGUCACCUUCGGCUACGCUGCGGCCAACUACUCUGGACGCAUGCCCAGCGUGGAGGUUGGAGACAGCAUCGUUCACAAAGCCAGAGAGACCCUGGAGAGAGCCAUCAAGCUGGUCAAUGACACUAAGAAAUGGGGAGCGCGUGUUGUGUACGGAGACACGGACAGCAUGUUUGUUUUGCUGAAGGGAGCCACCAAAGAGCAGGCCUUUAAGAUCGGCAACGAGAUCGCUGAGGCGGUGACCGCAACCAAUCCCAAGCCUGUCAAGCUCAAGUUUGAGAAGGUGUACCUGCCCUGCGUCCUGCAGACAAAGAAGCGCUACGUGGGAUACAUGUACGAAAACCUUGACCAAAAGGAACCCGUGUUUGACGCCAAAGGGAUCGAGACAGUGCGCCGUGACGGCUGCCCCGCUGUUUCCAAGAUUCUGGAGCGUUCCAUUAAGCUGCUGUUUGAGACGCGGGACAUCAGCCAGGUCAAACAGUUUGUGCAGCGUCAGUGUGUCAAGGUUCUGGACGGUCGGGCCAGCAUGCAGGACCUGACCUUCGCCAAGGAGUACAGAGGCAGUGGCUCGUACCGGCCCGGGGCCUGCGUCCCUGCACUGGAGCUCACCAGGCGUAUGAUGGUGUACGACCGUCGCCUGGAGCCGCGCGUGGGAGAGCGGGUGCCCUACGUGGUCGUGUACGGGACGCCCGGCAUGCCCCUCAUCCAGCUGGUGCGUCGGCCCAUGGAGCUUCUGCAGGACCCCGGCCUCCGACUCAACGCCACCUACUACAUCACCAAGCAGAUCCUGCCGCCGCUGGCCCGCAUGUUCCAGCUGAUCGGAGUGGACGUGUUCAGCUGGUACCAGGAGCUCCCCAGGAUCCAGAAAGCGUCCUGCUCCUCCGCGAUGGGUGGAGAGGAAGCGGGGAGGAAGGGAACCAUUUCUCAGUACUUCACCACGCUUCAUUGCCCCGUGUGCGACGAGCUGACCCAGCUGGGCGUAUGCUCGCGGUGUCGUGCCGAGCCCCAGCGAGUUGUUGUUACACUCUACCAGGACAUAAGACGGUGGGAGAGUCAGCAAGACCAGCUGCUGAAGGUCUGUAGGAACUGUAGUGGCUGCGCAGACCGGCAGGUUCCCUGUGUGUCCCUGGACUGCCCCGUCCUGUACAAGCUGGCCCGGGUCAACAGACAGCUCUCCAAGGCCCCCUACCUCCGACAGCUGCUGGAGCAGUUCUGAUUGGCUCCUGAACCCCGGCGCUCCCCGCUGAUUUGGUGCUAAUCGUCGCCCCCCACCGCCUUUCACCCCAUCUCAGUGUUUGAUUGUCCAUUCAGUUGUAAUAGUUUAAAUGGUGCUUCGAUUGAACCCUGUUGGGUUUUCAUUCUGUCUCGUAACUGUUAUUUGUUAUACAAGUAUUUCUCUGCGUGUGCAGACUGUCUGGUUUGCGCCUCCUGUGGGGAGGCUGUGUGGGGAGUGUCCCUCCCCCCUAGGGCCCGUGUUUGUCUUCAUGCUUGUUUGCUGCCAUCUCCAUUAGCUGCUAUGGGCUGAGUGAAGCUGAAGUCUUUGGUGACACAGCUACAGACUGCCUGUCAUGGAACUACGUGCAGUCCAAUCGAGGAUGACUUGUUGUGUCUUGUAUGCGCUGUAGCAGUUUGAAGUCAUUGGUUUUUAAGGAGCUUCUUACAAAUCUCAAGACGACCUACAUUCAAACCACUAAUCCACUUUUCUCCAUUUUUAUAUGACGAUUGCAGUCUUGUAAAUACUUCCUGUAUAGCUCCAUCUAUAAUCUCACUGAGCAUUAGCACCAGAAAAACUAAAGCGCCGGCCACGAAUGCAAUCAAAUCUCUUUUCAGGCGUUCUGUUAAAGGAUGCCAUUUUUCAUUCAAUUAACCUUGAUUGUAUUGAUGUCCAUUUUGGCAGAUUUGACACUUCAUACUCUACAGAGUGUGGAAACUGGAAACAUUUUCAGUUUUUUUUAAAUCUGGGACUGUUGCAAUACUGUAUUUUGAUAAUUUAUGUCAUGAAGAGUCUAUUAUUUCCUUGUGCAUAUACAUGUAGGGUUUUGUGUACGUUUCCAAUUUUAUGUGCAAAAAAAAAAAAAAAACAACUGUCAAAGUCAAGAUCUGAUCUUCAAUUCCCCAUACAGCUGUACACAGGGUCUGUGUAUUUGUAUAAAUGUAAAAAAUGAUGAUAAUGAAGGUGUUUUUUUGUUUGUUUUUAAUGGACAUUGCUGUGGGUGGAGGUUUGAGAUUGAUAUAAUAAAAAGUCAAUGUAUUUAAA
This is a messenger RNA of Xiphias gladius (swordfish), 10920 nucleotides long. It is a transcript of the gene rev3l, whose product is annotated as REV3 like, DNA directed polymerase zeta catalytic subunit. The coding region runs from base 754 to 9879 and encodes 3041 amino acids. Gene Ontology annotation, cellular component: zeta DNA polymerase complex; nucleus. Gene Ontology annotation, biological process: error-prone translesion synthesis; double-strand break repair via homologous recombination. The record is from RefSeq and is a predicted model, not a curated record. Lineage: Eukaryota; Metazoa; Chordata; Actinopteri; Istiophoriformes; Xiphiidae. Gene Ontology annotation, molecular function: nucleotide binding; DNA binding; DNA-directed DNA polymerase activity. The transcript has 32 exons.